This is a messenger RNA of Odocoileus virginianus texanus, 633 nucleotides long. The record is from RefSeq and is a predicted model, not a curated record. NCBI's taxonomy places the organism in Eukaryota, Metazoa, Chordata, Mammalia, Artiodactyla, Cervidae.
AUGGCGGGCACUCUCUCCCCGGCGGCCGUGGUGGAUGCUCGUGUGCGCGCCUCCGGAUGCGCCGGGCAGACACAUGUGCGGGCAGCACAAAGCGCAGCGGCUGUUCCAGAACCGAGGGUCAGCGGCGGCGGCAGCGCCUCAUCUCCCGCUCGGUCACCGCCCCGGGACUCUAAUCCCCUCGCCCCCUCGCCGGCCGGCCGGUGCGCAGAGGCCACCAGCCCCCAAGUUCCUGUAAUCGGGCCUCGCCGCCUCCUUUCUCCUCCCCGAAGGAUGUGGGAGUCUCCUCCAGGUCUUUGUGUUCAACUGCAGGCAGAGCUGAAACACACAACAACCAACCGCGGGUUAGGAUGGGCGAGUGACAUCACGGCUGUAGCAACAGCGAAGCCGCGCGCCCCCGCCCCGCCGCCCCCGCCCCGGGGCGCCCCCCAGCCCAGGAGGGAGCUGAUACCGGCGGCCGCACCGGGCCCCUGCCGCCCGCGCCCGGCACUCGGAGGCCGGCGCGGUUCCAGAAAAAGAGCGGCGGAGGCUUCCCACGCGCCGACUCUUCCCGGCGCCUCCCCAUCAGAGAGACCCGCCUCCCGAUCACGCCCGGCCCGGCAUCACUUAAACCCAAACCCAGGAAACACCAGAUGA